This is a messenger RNA of Capsicum annuum, 278 nucleotides long. Its product is annotated as putative defensin-like protein 157. Lineage: Eukaryota; Viridiplantae; Streptophyta; Magnoliopsida; Solanales; Solanaceae. The record is from RefSeq and is a predicted model, not a curated record. Bases 24 to 275 code for a protein of 83 amino acids. The transcript has 2 exons.
UUCAUCAAACUUCAAUAAGUAAUAUGGCUAAGUUUUUGAACUCUAUCAUUUGUUUCUUUCUCAUUCUCUCAGUUGCAUUGGCGAUUAAUCAAGUGAAUGCAGAAAAGGAAUGUACUGAAAUUUUGCAUCCCAAUCCGGGAAGUAUUUUUGGAUGUGUUCUGAGAGACUGCAACAAGGAAUGCAAAGAGAAACACAAUGGAACUGGAUAUUGCACAAGUGAUGCUGGUGUUGGUAAAUAUGUUUGUACUUGUGCUUAUGAUUGUAGCCUUCCUUGAAGA